This is a messenger RNA of Mesorhabditis spiculigera, 927 nucleotides long. NCBI's taxonomy places the organism in Eukaryota, Metazoa, Nematoda, Chromadorea, Rhabditida, Rhabditidae. The record is from the annotation of a GenBank genome assembly.
AUGCUAACCAUCAAGAACAAAGUUGCUAUCGCGCAAAUUGGAUCCUUGCUUUUCCAGCCUGAAGAAUCUUUGGCUAAAAUUCAAGCCUAUGCUAAGGAAGCCGCGGAAAAUGGAGCGAAAUUGGUGGUAUUUCCAGAAGCGUUCCUCGGUGGCUAUCCCAAAUUUAGUGAUUUUGGGAUAUCACUUGGUUCUCGGUCAGAAGAAGGGAGGAAUGAAUUCUCAAGGUAUUAUUCCACGGCUAUCGCCGAAUAUGGGGAGGAGCACCAAGCCUUGGAGAAACUUGCUCAAGAACUGAACAUUCAUUUGGUGACCGGAGUCGUGGAGAAAUCCGGAAAGACUCUGUAUUGUUCUGUAUUUUUCUUUGGUCCGAGUGGCUAUAUGGGAAAGCAUCGAAAACUAUUGCCAACAGCCCUUGAACGCUGUGUUUGGGGAAAUGGCGAUGGAUCAACGAUGGCUACGUUCGAAACUUCGGAGCUCGGAACAAUUGGAGCAGCGAUUUGUUGGGAAAACUACAUGCCACUCUACCGUACCCAUCUCUAUUCCCAGGGAAUACAACUGUAUCUUGCACCUACCGUUGAUGAUAGGGAUGCUUGGAUAUCCACAAUGAAGCAUAUUGCUGUUGAGGGCAGAUGUUUUGUCAUUUCCGCCUGCCAAUACAUAACAGGAGAGAAUUUUCCUGAAGGACAUCCGAUGAGGGAAAAACACGGGAAGAACGUGCUGAUCCGUGGUGGCUCGUGUGUAAUUGACCCAUUCGGAAAAGUGUUGAUGGAACCAAAUUAUGAAGGAGAAAAACUACUAUAUGCUGACGUGAAUACCGAAGAGUGCAUACGCGGAAAGUUUGAUCUGGACGUCGUCGGCCACUAUUCCAGGCCAGAUGUAUUCACGCUAACUGUGGAUACUUCUAUUAAAGAGACUGUCGUUAGAAAG